UACAAAUAAAGAAAGAACGAGGUUAUCGACUGUCGGAGAAGUGUAGAAAAUGAUGAUAAACGAAGACGGAGUUAUGGAUAUAUGCGGCGUGUUUGCUUGAACUGCACUUUAUUACAUUCUUCGCGAUUGAAACGAGAUAGACGUAAGCUCAACUCUUUCAACAGCGAGAGGGAGAGAGAGGGAGAGAGAGGGAGAAAACGCUCAACGGGCAGAAAGUGCAGGAACGUACAAUGAUUAUCUUAAACUCCCGUAAUGAUUCUGAACGUGAACGAUAUAUGCGUCAUCCGAGAGUGCGAGAGUGGCGAAUGACAGGACUGCGAAGCAUGUAGACACCGUGAGGAGCGAGCGAAGCGAGGAAGGAGGGUGAAGCGCGCCAUUCCCGGUCAUUUGGCGAAAGACAUGCGCUCGCGAGUGUCGGCCAACACCAAAGGCGGUGCACGGACGCGAUAGAGGAAAACGGGGGACACCUGUUGCUGCCGGCCGAGUCGCGCAACCGCGAUGGCCUACCUGCUCAAAAACCUCACCAACAGCAUCUGGCAUGCGUUCCAUGCGCUGCAGGCCGACGGCACCAACACGGUCGCCAAGUCGAAGCUGAAGGUGUUGACAGCCAAUAUUGGCACAUUGAUGGACUUAUAUGGAGUAGAGAAGGGCUUGGAGCAUUAUCGGAGCACGCAGAGUCUGACAUUCGACCAAUAUAUCUACUAUCUGCAGAAAGAAGUAUUCUCCUCCGUGACUGAUAGUACCUCCAUACAAACAUUAAGAACAUUAGAAGAGGGGAUAGACGAGAUUUGCUGGCUGGUUUGCAAGAAGCUGUAUUUGGAAAGAAGAGAUCCUCGAAGCCAUCCUGUUUUCGAGGAUCAUAGUGUUUACCAGCUGUUCAGAAUAUUUUGCCUGUUGGCUGAGACAGAGCCGGAUGCGACGGACUCUUAUUUGGUAGUGUUGCACGGCGAUGAAGUGGCAAGGAUUGCCUCACAUUUGGUGAUGUCUUUGGGUCUGCAAUGGGACGCGGCAGAUUUCUCGGCUCUAUCAGCGGCUAUCGGAAUGUUCAGAUUUCCCACGUUCCUGGCGGUUCUGGAAUCCAAGUACAGUGGUGGCAACACUCUGGAUACCAUGGCACUGACGGAGGCGAUUGAUGAUCUCUAUCAGAUUUACGUGGACAAUGUGGUGAAGAAGGGUUAUUUAAUGAAGAAGGGCUUCUUACUGCCAACGCUGCGGUACUUUUGGUUCGUGCUGCGUCCUGGCGAACUGGCGUAUUACAAGGAUUCCCAGCAGAAGGAGCCGUCCGGAGUGAUACUGCUGAACGCCAACUGCUGGGCGGACACUUUGACCAACAGCGGAAGACCGGAGAGGAAAUUCGUGCUCAGCACGCCUGAGCACAGAUGCAUAGAGCUGGCGGCGGAAGACCACAAGGGAAGGCUGCAGUGGCUCGCGGCUCUGCAAACGGCCAUUCAACAUGCCGGGGAGAAGAUCGGAUAUCAGAGGAGCUUGGCGAACCAAAGGAGAUCCUUACGACAAGCGACCAAACAGGAGAAAGAAGAGACCAAGUUGGAGCUACAACAUGAGAGGCAAGCUAGAAUCGCAGCUGAGAUCCAGGCUCGGAAGCUGGAGGCUCUGUCGAAGGAGGAAGGUGCGAAGGUCCAGCAGCUGGAGGAUGUGAAACAGAAGCUGGAGCUAUUGCUGCAAGAGGAGAAACAGGCUUUGCGUGAUGAGGAAAUAGUGCGAAGUUUACAAGCGCGAGUAUUGCGCGAGGAAUGGGAGAAGAGGGAGCAAUUGGAGAGACUGCAGCAGGAGCAGCAGGAAUUGCUGGAAAUGGAGAAGAUGAAGAGGCUGGAAUUCGAGCGAAUGCAGCAAGAAAACGAGAGGCAAUUGCAAGAUGCCGAGUUGCGACUUCAGCAGCUAGAGGCGGAGAGGGGACACUUGGACGCCGAGUUGCGUGCCGCGUGCGAGAAGGUGAAACGCUCCGAAGAGGCCCAACUUCUAUUAGAAGAGCAAAUCGUGACUCGUUCUCUGAGAGGAGGCGAGAGGAUCAGACGCACGCAGAGUUUCAUACCGACGACGAAGGAACGACCGCUGUCCGUAGAAAAGAUUGAUGGCAGGUCUGUAACGUUACGGAAAAACGUCUGACACGUUUUGCACCGCUGGCAAGGGUUGAAAGGAAGUCGAUGUUUAUUGUUCGAAUUGCAUUAAAGUAUUCCACCAAAUAGAAUAACACAAAGAGCCUAUAUAGAAACUAUUAUAUACGUUGCGGGGCAGCAACACUAUCUUUCGCGACGAGAACGCAAGAGAUCUUCAUGAGCGAGCUUCGAUCAGAGUACGAAUUUGAUAGUUCCUUAUUCGCGACAAUCUUGCCUCGUCCGUAACCUUAGCCAAAAA
This is a messenger RNA of Ooceraea biroi (clonal raider ant), 2373 nucleotides long. Its product is annotated as differentially expressed in FDCP 6 homolog. NCBI's taxonomy places the organism in Eukaryota, Metazoa, Arthropoda, Insecta, Hymenoptera, Formicidae. Gene Ontology annotation, cellular component: cytoplasm; nucleus. The record is from RefSeq and is a predicted model, not a curated record.